CCGGGUCUGAUCCGACUCAGAUUGUUUCUUGAGGAAAAGGAAAUCGCAGAAGCCUUUUUUUUUUUUUUUUGUGAGUUUAGACCAAAAUCAAAAGCUUUUCAGAUCUUAAUUGAAGAAGAACCUAAACCUCUCUCGAUCCGAAAAAAAGAUGACUUUUACUAUUCCGAUCGAUAACGGUGAUUCCGUGAAGAACGCAGAAGCUGAUUCACAAAGAACACUGUACCCAUAUGUUACUGGGACUUCUAUUGUCGCAAUCAAGUACAAGGAUGGGGUUUUAAUGGCUUCCGACAUGGGAGGUUCAUAUGGAUCCACCUUAAGGUACAAGAACAUUGAGAGAAUGAAAGCUAUUGGUAAGCAUUCUCUUCUCGGUGCCAGCGGAGAAAUCAGUGACUUUCAGGAGAUUCUUCGUUAUCUUGAUGAGCUCGUUUUGAAUGAUAACAUGUGGGAUGAUGGUAACUCUUUGGGGCCAAAAGAGGUGCAUAACUAUCUGACCCGAGUGAUGUACAACCGUCGCAACAAGUUUAACCCUCUCUGGAACACUCUCGUCCUUGGAGGUGUCAAAAAUGGGGAAAGUUACCUUGGCAUGGUGUCAAUGAUUGGUGUUAGUUUCGAGGACAAUCAUGUUGCCACCGGAUUUGGAAACCACCUCGCUAGGCCAAUUCUUCGUGAUGAGUGGCAUGCAGACCUGAGUUUUGAAGAUGGUGUCAAGCUCCUUGAGAAAUGUAUGCGUGUGCUUCUGUAUCGUGACAGAUCUGCUAUUAACAAGCUUCAGAUAGCUAAGAUCACAGAAGAAGGCGUGACGGUUUCUCAGCCAUAUUCGUUGAAGACAUUCUGGGAAUUCAAGGCGUUCAACAAUCCGACUGCUGGUGCUGAAGGCUCCUGGUAAGAAGCCUAAUCAACCACAUACUGCCUGGAGAUCUUUCAAGAACGCUUUCUUUUUUUAUGUUAUUUCUUGUGAUGUUAAAUUACUAUGUACUCUAGUGGUUUUCCUAGCAACAAUUGUGGUUAUUUCAUGAUAUUUCGGAGUUAGAUCGAUAAAAGUUUAUGGAUAUUUCUUAAUAUCUUUGGACUAAACGAGUCUCAAAAUUUUCUUCGUA
Brassica napus (rape) is the source of this 1097-nucleotide messenger RNA. Its product is annotated as proteasome subunit beta type-4-like. NCBI's taxonomy places the organism in Eukaryota, Viridiplantae, Streptophyta, Magnoliopsida, Brassicales, Brassicaceae. The coding region runs from base 149 to 886 and encodes 245 amino acids. The record is from RefSeq and is a predicted model, not a curated record. The transcript has 7 exons. Gene Ontology annotation, cellular component: proteasome core complex; nucleus; proteasome core complex, beta-subunit complex.